UAAGGGAAAAUGCAGUAAUGGCUGCCUGCAGACGAUUUUGGAUUUUGUCAGAGGUCAUAAAUGCUACAAAGCGAUGCACUGUAGACGCUAGUUUCAGGAGCAAGACUGGGUCACAGGGAAGGCAAUACUGCAUUCAGAGAUGUCUGUCAACGCAGACACAGGAAAUAUCCCCUGACACAAUACAGCUAAGUGACAGCUGUGUGAAGCGAUUAAAAACCUUGGACAAUAAUGGCUGUCUACGUGUCAUCGUAGAGGGCGGUGGAUGUUCAGGAUUUCAGUAUAAAUUUGACCUAGAUACAACACUCCAAGAAGAUGAUCAUUUGUUUGAAAAGGAUGGAGCUAAAGUUGUUGUGGAUACAGAUUCUCUAGACUUUUUGAAGGGAUGUACAAUUGAUUAUCAUCAAGAAUUGAUAAGGUCCGCUUUUCGAAUUAUCAACAAUCCUCAGGCUGAACAAGGAUGCUCAUGUGGGGCCUCAUUUGCUUUAAAGCUCUGAUGUGAUAGGAAGUGAGAAGAUGUUCUGUUCUUAACGUCAAUCUGUGGAAUCAGAAAGGAUAAUUUUGGAUUGUGUAAGGCUUCACAGCACAGGAUCUGUGGAUUUUGAAAGAAUCAUUUUGGAAAAUGUGCAAGUCAAUUCACGGAAUCUGUGGAAUCUGAAAUGUCGAUUUUGGAUUGUGGAAGGCUCUACAUGGGAUUCGUAGAAUCAAAAACUACACACAUAUACAUGUAUAUUCAUUGUAUAUAUACUUUUGUAUGUGUACAAUAUGUACAUGUAUGUAAACCUGGUAAAUACUAGUAUACCAUUCAGCUAAAGCUUCUGUUUAGUUGGAUGGGUUGAGCAAAAGCCUAGUAGUCCAGAGGUCACCAGUUAGACCCUUAGUAGAGGCAUUCAAAUAAAUUGGAUCUAUCAUGCUCUCUUUUACACUGGCACAGAUGUAGGGAUAUGGGGAAUUAUAUUUCAUGUAACGUUCUCAAACAUCGCUGUAUCCUGUGGAGGCAUUGAAAUUAAUUUAUCAUGUUCCCUGUUACAUGUAUGAAGUUACACUGCACUUUCAUAUAUAUCAAUUCCUAAUUAUAAUGAUAAAAUGUAGAGAUGUUGAUAUUGUGAUUACCUGUACAUGUAUUGGUAUGGAUUAUCUGUGUCGGAGUCAGCUCAUUAGAUAUGCAAAUCUAAUCUUAAUAAAUAUCUAGCUUUGAAUCAGAAGUCAACAUGAGAGGUCAUUGUGGUCCGAGUAUUUACUGUAUUUGUGGUGUACAUAUUGUCGAAUAUACAAAUGUAUAUUUUAAAUGAAUACCAAGGAAAUGAGUUCAGCUUUUUAAGCCUUAAUAAUGUUAUCAAAUAAAGCUUUUGGAAACAUUAUGCAGUCAUUCUGUCCAAAAUUUCUCAACUUAGUAUAUUUGCACUUACCAAUUAUAGGUAAUUAGUAUGAUAGAAAUUUUGCUGAAAUUUUUCUCAAUUUCCCCAGUACAAAUGUAUGUAUUUUUGUAUAAUAUUUAUGAUUUGGAUGUAUGAAUCCUAGAUAUUUUCGGCUUUUCUUAUGUUUUUAUAAUGUGCUACUGUACAUUUUAACAUGUCUGUAUGUUAAAUUUGCAGUAUAUAAAAUCCAAAUAAAAUGUUAUAUUAAAAUAUAACUUGGUAUUUCAUGUGGUUUUUAUGGUAUUCAUCAGUAGUUCCAACAGAUCAGGUAACAGUUUAAUCAAAUAUUCAAAAGCACAUAAACAUUUUUUUUUUGCUGGGAUCUGUCCUGCAACUAAUUUUAAGAAAUAGUUCAUUGUGAACUAUUCAGAUAGCUUUUUGUCUGUUGUCAUGCAUUAACUUUUCCUUGUGAACAAAAUAACUUGAGUAAAUAUUAACGGAGAUGGAAAUUAUUUUACAUUAACUUUGUAAUAGUAUUAUUACUGGACCUUGUGAACAUGAAAACUGGUGUUACUAUCAAAUAUAAUGUAACUUUGUAUGUACAUGUAGUGAUAUAUCAACAAGAUACUGGAUGAGUUGGAAAAGAUUGACAGUUUGAUGGUAUAUAUCCACAUAUUGGUCCUGACCGACUCCUAAAAAGGGGUCUAAUUAGCUGAAAUUUCAAAAACAUAAUCUCAAGACCCAAAAAGGGUAGAAUCAAAUACUCUUCAUAGAUGGAAGGGUCUUAAGGUGCUUUAUCAAAUUUGUGAAUUUCAUGACCCUGGGGUCUCUCAUUUGCUCAUGUGGAGGGGGUAAACUUAGCUAGUUUUAUAUAGGAAAUCUUAUUUUUGACCAUCAUUUGUUAGAUUUAUAUCAGAAUUCAUUCAGACUUGGUUGAUAUUAUCAGCAUGGGAUGACAGUUUGAUGGUAUGAACAUGUCAGUCCCUCAUGAACCCCCAGGGGACGACGGGCAGGGUCAAAUUGACUGAAAUUUCAAAAACGUCUUCUCAAGACCCAGAUAAGGUAGAAUCAAAUACUCUUCAUAAAUGGAAGGGUCUUAAGGUGCUUGGUAUAUUGCGUAUUUCACGACCCUGGGAGCUCUAUAAUAACAUCUCUUUUUUGAAUAUCAUUUGUUGGAUUUCUUUUUGAAGCAAGUCCAACUUCGUUAGAAUUAACCGUUUUGAAAGGCACUUUGAUGGUAUGCAAAUGUUGGCCCUGACUGACCCCACAUGACUGAUUGGCAGGGUCAAAAAGGGUAAAAUUGACAGAAAUAUUUCAAAACUCUGGUGACCAUUAAGGCCCAUGGGCUUCUUCUUGUGGGAUCCCUUGUCCUGGAUGUUACCUUGUUAACUGUUAAAUAGACUACCAACUUAGAGACUAAUAAUAUCUUGGGACAGAAUCAUGAUGAAAACUAGAUUUGUAUUUGAAGCUAUUUGAAUCACUAAAGAAUUGUUAUGGUAAGUGUCCUGAAACGAAUGAUCUAAACACACUAACUUUAGGGUUUUUAAUACUGAUCAACUGUUAAGUUGGUUUCUAUACAGCACUGAAUCAUAAUUAUGUUGAUGAUAUAUUUUUUGUGAUUUCUUAAUUCUGUCACUGUUGACCAUCAAUAGUUUCAUUUACUUUACUUUAAGUUACAUUAGCACUGUUAGUAUAUGAAUUUAAUUCCGAUUUGUGAUGUAAAGUUUUGAUUGACUGACAAAUAACUGAAUCAAUAAAACAAACAAGAUGUACAAUAUAUA
Molecule: messenger RNA, 3136 nt
Organism: Pecten maximus
Lineage: Eukaryota; Metazoa; Mollusca; Bivalvia; Pectinida; Pectinidae
Product: iron-sulfur cluster assembly 2 homolog, mitochondrial-like
Exons: 4
Coding region: 18-494 (158 amino acids)
Biological process (GO): iron-sulfur cluster assembly
Cellular component (GO): mitochondrion
Molecular function (GO): iron ion binding; 2 iron, 2 sulfur cluster binding; 4 iron, 4 sulfur cluster binding
Source: RefSeq, a predicted model, not a curated record